Colletotrichum godetiae is the source of this 633-nucleotide messenger RNA. RefSeq lists its product as uncharacterized. The transcript has a single exon. The annotation marks the transcript as partial. The record is from RefSeq and is a predicted model, not a curated record. Lineage: Eukaryota; Fungi; Ascomycota; Sordariomycetes; Glomerellales; Glomerellaceae.
AUGGAUAGCUUCGUCGAGAUCAACGAGAAGCAUCGCAUGCUCAUCUGUCGGAAAUGCAAGGCAGCUAUCCGGCCCGGCAGCAGCAUUGAGUCGCACUUCCGCCACGAGCAUCAGCUGAAAGGAGAGGUUCUUAGGGACAUCAAGGACUACUACAGUUGCUCGGAUCUGGCUGAUCCAAAGGUUGACGCUCUGCCCGGCGAUGGUGGUUCGGCCAUUGAACAGCUUGACGUUCUGCGGGGGUAUCGUUGCUCCGCAUGCCGCUAUCUCACCACGGCAAGAGACAACAUCACACGCCACUGGCGGGAGGCCGGGCACACGGCGACUGGGCCGAAGUCAACAGAGGUCCGGUUGCAGACGUGGAUGCGCGGGAAGUACGCACGAUACUGGAUGGUCGGCAACGACGAGGCCGAGGCAGGACCCGAUUCGGGCAACAGCGGCGGGAAGGAUGCCAUGGAGCUGAUGAUGGCCCAGUGCACGGCCGAACUGAACGCCGAGGAUGCCGAGCGGCUGAGGGUGGGGGACUUGAAGGAAGACAUAGACCGGGACUCGUCGUGGGUGAAGAGGUUACAAUGGGUCAAGCAUUUCGGGUCUCGCGACCUUCUCGCGAUCUACGACGCUGCCGAGUGGAUACGG